Priapulus caudatus is the source of this 4202-nucleotide messenger RNA. Its product is annotated as protein dispatched homolog 1-like. Gene Ontology annotation, cellular component: membrane. NCBI's taxonomy places the organism in Eukaryota, Metazoa, Priapulida, Priapulimorpha, Priapulimorphida, Priapulidae. The record is from RefSeq and is a predicted model, not a curated record. The transcript is spliced from 10 exons. The coding region runs from base 453 to 3632 and encodes 1059 amino acids.
UAGAGGUCUGUAAGCUGUAGCACGCACACUGCUGCGUUAACCGGCCUGGCUCUCUUGCUACACUGUAGUGUCAUUUACAUGAUACAGGUAGACGGCGUGUCUGUCCUACGCUGCUACAGGUUAAAGUGUUGAGACUCGACGAAUGGCUGGAGCAAUAUGAGACAUGGCCGAGAGCGGCGUAAUCGUAUCUUAUGAGUUUCAUCAGCAUGUAUAUCCGUGUAGUACGUUGUGUGUGGUCCUAAUAAAAUUCCUUCGUCGAGGAGACUAGGAGCAUUGUGAAAGACAGCAAGUGACGUUAAUGAAAUGGAUUCCUUGAGGAUUACUUAAAGUCGUUUAGAUUGGAUAUUCAGAAACAUUCUAUACCGAGAACUGUUCUAAUAUUAUCCUGCUUCUGUUGAUUCGACAAGCGUCUGUAGUUGAACUACCAGUAUGUCUGUGUACGAUACACUAUCAUGAGCGCGUAUUCGGUUGACGUGUACGCCCCGCGGUGGCGGAAAAUUCAUGGUAAACACGUUUGCGACAUCACAUGUGAUCGUGCAGCUAAAAUCGACGCGGGUUGUAGUGACGUGGUAAGCGUCGGCCGCAGUAGUCGGACCGACCUUUCAAGUAGGGACGUUGCACCCAGUACACGUGACGACCUUUGCGAUGAUGCUCUCAAACAUGAAGACACUAUCUGGCUGUGCGUGUUGCUUGUCAAACAUCCGCGUGCAAGCUUUGCUGUACUUUUGGCAAUCCACAUAGCCUGGAUUCUACUUACGAUCGUGCUGCAUCUAUCCGGCUACAGCAUCCUACCGGUCGAGUUUAACAAAGCCCCGCUUGAUGUAAUGACAUCAAAGGAGUAUCUCCGCGAGCAGGCGUGGAAGUACCGCCACCAGGGACUCGGUGAGGACAUUCCUGUAGGAAGGCUGGAUGUCAUACUAAACGAUGGCCGCUCGACACAACUUCUUUUCGACGUACCAGAAGGAGCGAACAUUUUUACGCCGACACAUCUGCGGAGCAUCAGGGCAGUAGAGGAAGAAAUCUUGUCGGCCAAGGACUAUAAUCUAUUCUGCGUCAUGGACUCAACUGCUACGAAAUGUGCAAGGCCUAAGUCUAUCAUUCGGUUUUUUGACGGCACCUAUUCCAAUGUGGAUCCCAUUUUUAACGAUCCGGAAUUUAGCCAAGUCAGCAAAGUUCUCGAAACGGCCCAUAGACUGCUACCUGAAUUACUUGUAUUCCAUAUUGGUGCUGAUAGCGGGAAUUUUACAAACACGGGUGUAAUUAAGUCGCAUAUCACAAGAACGUUGAUGUUGCAUUUUGAAAAUGGACGUGGGCAAGGAGCGCUGCAGGAAUAUCUGGAGAAUCACCUUGGUCCUAAGCUAAUGAAGACACGUGCGGACGGAAUCAACGACAUGACUUUCUAUUACUUUAAUUCCUACCUCUACGUGGAAACUGUACGGGCGCUAGUUACCGCAGACCUAGCACUAGCUGUCGGCAGCUUUUUCUUCAUUUUGUUCUUCAUUUGGUUUCAGACCCGCUCGGCAUUCAUAACUGGUAUGGCAACAUUCAGCAUCAUUGCAAACUUCUUCGCAACAAAUAUGAUCUACAGAAUUCUACUGGACUACAGAUUAUUUGGUGUCUUUCACGUCCUCUCCAUUUUCAUAAUCCUAGGAAUUGGCGCCGAUGAUAUCUUUGUGUUUUACGAUACGUGGAGAGCGUCGUCUCGGGAGAAAUACUUGUCGCUGGAGCACCGUCUGUCCGCCUGUUAUCGCAAGGCCGCCAAGUCAAUGCUGAUCACGUCUGCCACCACGGCGCUGGCGUUCGUCGCAAGCGCAUCAUCGCCGCUUCUUGGUCUCCACAGCUUUGGUUUAUUCUCAGCUAUAUUGGUCAUGGUCAAUUAUCUGUCAGUCAUCACAUUUUUCCCUGCCGUGAUAUUGGAGUACCACCUCAGAUGGCAGACCUGUCACCCGAGCUGUUGUGGAGGGCGCCACGCCGAAGCCAUCGUCCCUUCUGUCGGCAACGAGAAUGUACCGCCUGAUAAUUCGCAGACGAUUCCGAAUCCAGUAAUUCGGUUUCUGGCCGGAUGGUACGCCACGGUUUUUCGGAAUCGGAUAUUUUGCACAGUGGUGCUGCUUGUAUUUGCCGCACAAGUGGCUGGUUCGGCGUAUUACGCAUUUCAAAUGGAACCAGAAUCAGGACCGGUAAGGUUUCUAAAAUCAAAUAACAUCAAUCAAAAGGGUAUGGAUCUCAGCCAAGAUGCAUUUCUAGCUACAGCUGAAGACGAUGUUAUAGAAGUAUAUUUAGUCUGGGGACUAAAAUUGCCGGAUAUGAGCGGGUGUCAUAAGACAGAUUUCGAAUGUGAGGGAGUUAUCGGGUAUGAUAGGACAUUUACUCUAAAUCCCCCAGCGACUCAACAAGCGUUAUUGCGAUUGUGUAGAAAACUACGCAGCGAUCUAACGUCGGAGGAAGCGGAAAUGCUCAGGAUACCCCGUCACCCUGUGUCAGGAGAAGCGGAAGUCUCUUGCUUCAUCGAGGACAUGGCAGCAUUCUAUGAGAAUUCUCAGCAAUCGUCGAAUAUCACUGAUGGCGUCACCUUUCCUGUGUCAGCGGCGAGCGCUAAAAACCUGGCAAUGGCUCAUCCUGAGAUCUACGGAGCUGGCGGCUUGCUCGACAACUUCUACCGCUAUUUCGAGUUGCCCAUGGAAUACUGGCUUACGAACGGUUACGCUCAGUGGUUUGGAGGAAAAGACAGGGGCAAGGCAAUGCGCGAUUAUGGGAACGUGCUUGUAAAGCAACCGACCCGUACAAUACCAAUUACACUGUCCUCAAAUUUGGCUGAGAUGCCGGCAACUAGCUGGAGGGUUUCAGUUCAGCGCCACGUGUCAAUAGCACCACUGGUUCGGCAGAAGGCUCUGGUCGACUCGGCACUCACAGGCAUAAUAAUAGGAUUGAGCUUCGCGGCUCUUUUUCUUAUACUGGGAACGCAGAAUAUUAUCGUUGGUCUGCUAGCAACGCUCUGCAUUGUCGCCGUUACGGUCACGGUCGUGUCCACGAUCCCGAUAGCAGGAUGGAAGGUGGGGGUUCAGGAGUCGAUCAACUUGUGUCUCAUCGUCGGUCUGGCUGUCGACUACAUCGUGCACCUGGCUGAGGCGUAUCACGUGGCGCCCUCACCGGACCGCUGCGACCGCGUGCGCUACAUGCUCAAGACGAUGGGCAGCUCGGUGCUGUCGGGCGCCUGUACGACACUCGGCUCGUCCGUAUUCAUGCUGUUCGGGCAGAUUAACUUCUUCAUGCAGUUUGGCAUGUUCGUGUUUGCUACGAUCUUCUUCUCGAUCUUGUACGCGAUGGUCUGCUUCACGGCGCUCCUCUCUCUGUUCGGUCCGCAAGGAGAAUUUGGCUCCACAGCAUCGGUGAUUAAAUUGUUAAAGAAGCCGUUUGUUGGGGUGAACAAUCGCAAGGUCGAUUGCGUUUUUUGCCAUGGUAAAGGUUACUUGAAACCGAUCGGUGCGAUUUCGUCCCAAGCAAGUCGUUCAUCGGAGGGAUUAGAAAACAAUGGUUAUAUAAAGGAUGGUAAGGAUCGAGACUCGUGGCCCCACGAAAAUAACAACGCCCUUCAGCAGUACAUUAAGCCUUAUAAUGUCGGACUUCGUUAGGGAGCUAGUGACAAGUGCGGUAGAAUUCAAUGUCAACGUCUAUGCGAACUCUGCGGGCGUUCGAGCGCUCGUGUGAGCGUGCGUGCGCGCGUGCGUGCGUUCGUAUGUAUCACACCAGUCCUCUUAUUGUGGUUAUUAUUAAAACAUUCAUAACUGCUAGCAGUUAAAGGGAUUUAUCACUUCGUUAAAUCAUAUACUUUGUUUAUGCUCCAAUGCUUCAAAAAGCACUUGCUGGCUAUUAACCCACAGCCCAGCGGGUGAAGUGAGCCUUUAUAGUUAUAGUUAUUCCUCGUAGGUGCCUAGAUGGCACAUAAUUGAGAUCUCCGACAUCGUCUGUCCGCUGCUACUGGCCUCAGCGUGUCCCGUGACAAGUCACACAUCCGCAUCUCCUUCUCGAUGGUCCUUCUCCAGGUCUCCUUUGGUCUUCCCCUUCUUCUCCUCCCGUCUGACGUCCAUCUAAGUGCCGUUGUCGUUAUGGCACCUACUUCCAUCUAAGUGCCGUUGUCGUUAUGGCACCUACUUCCAUCUAAGUGCCGUUGUCGUUAUGGCACCUACUGGCUUUCCAUCGGG